AUGGGCUGCUGUUGUGCAAUCGUCCUCUCCAACGUCGGUGCCGCGUACGGCAUGGCGAAAAGUAGCAUCGGAAUCUCCGCAGUUAGUGUCAUGCAACCACAGAACAUGAUUCGCAGUACACUCUCCAUUCUUCUUCCCUCUUCCCUCUCCCUCUCCCUCUCUCUAUCAUCCCUACACCCCACUCACCCACCCCGCUCACCCACCACAGAUCUCCUCCCCAUAAUCCUCUCCUCCGUCCUCUCCAUCUUCGGCCUGAUAACCAGCAUCCUCAUCGCCUCGGCGCUCGUCGCUCCCUCCGCUCUGCACACAAAUUUUCUGCAUCUCGCAGCGGGUCUCUCGGUCGGACUCAGCUGUCUCGCUUCUGGCUUUAGCAUUGGCGUGAUUGGUGAUGCGGGGGUGAGGGGCGCGGCAAUGCAACCCAAGAUGUUUGUGGGGAUGGCCUUGGUGUUGAUUUUCGCGGAGGUGUUGGGUGAGUUCUUCUUUACGAUUUUCGUUUCCGUUUUCGUUCUUUUUGGCUUUUGGGGGUUUCUGGUUGAGAGGCCUUAG
Molecule: messenger RNA, 546 nt
Organism: Botrytis fragariae
Lineage: Eukaryota; Fungi; Ascomycota; Leotiomycetes; Helotiales; Sclerotiniaceae
Product: putative vacuolar atp synthase 16 kda proteolipid subunit protein
Exons: 1
Coding region: 1-546 (181 amino acids)
Biological process (GO): proton transmembrane transport
Cellular component (GO): proton-transporting two-sector ATPase complex, proton-transporting domain
Molecular function (GO): proton transmembrane transporter activity
Source: RefSeq, a predicted model, not a curated record